AUUGCUAAUCUAAGCUUGAUCCUCUCAAAAUGCUUUUCGUGUGCGCAGUUCACAAAGCUCAAGAACGGCUUGGCACUGGGAUGCGCCUUUAACCAUGCUAUUGUAGACGGACACUCCACCUGGCACUUUAUGACAUCAUGGGCCGACCUCACUCGCGGCCCAUCUGCAACUAUAUCCGUUCCUCCCUUCCACGACCGUACCAAAGCCCGAUCCACCCGCGUCAAAGUGGACCUCCCUUCCUCCCCAAAAGCCCACGAACUCGCCGAUCCAAACGGCCCACCCAAACAUUUGGUCGCCAAAGUCUUCUCUUUCUCCGAACCCGCGCUCUCCCAACUCAAAUCCCAGGCCAACGCCAACCUCCCUCCUGAAUCCAAACCCUUCUCAACCUUCCAGUCCCUCGGGGCCCACGUAUGGCGCUCUGUCUGCCGUGCCCGUGCACUCAAGCCCGAGGAUAUCACCGUCUUCGCCAUCUUCAUGAAUUGUCGCUCUCGCAUCGACCCUCCAAUGCCCGAGUCCUACUUUGGGAACCUCAUCCAGGCCAUCUUCACUGGCACUGCGUCGGGCUUGCUGCAGGCGAGCCCGCCCGAAUUCGGUACUGGGCUACUGCAGAAGGUUAUUGAGUCCCACGACACGAAGGCGGUCAACGCGAGGUUGGAUGAGUACGAGGCAAAGCCCAAAAUGUUCCACUACACCGACGCAGGGGUCAACACGGUGGCGGUGGGAAGCUCGCCGAGGUUCAGGGUGUACGAUGUGGAGUUCGGGUUCGGGCGUCCGGAGCGGGUGCGGAGCGGAUUGAACAAUAAGUUUGAUGGGGUCAUGUUCCUGUACCCGGGGAGGGAUGGGGGUAUUGAUGCAGAGCUGACUCUGGACCCUGAGGCAAUGAAGAAUCUGGAGAGGGAUGAGCAGUUUCUUAACGUUGCUGCUGCUUGAAUCCAUUAGUGUUUCGCAUCGCCCGUUCAAAUGUAUCGUUCGUUAAAAGUUUGAUUCGUGUUUUUCUUUCCUUUGCUUACUCUGUAUUGGCUCAUGUUAAUCGAGCGGGAGAUCAGUGUUGUUACGUAUGUAUUUGUAUGUUCUGAACGGCUAUAUAAUAUGGCCAAAUAUCUCUAAGUGAAGAAAUAAUAAUUAUUGGAUACAAAGGUAUUACCUUUGGUGGGGCCUUCUGAUCACAA
Messenger RNA from Asparagus officinalis (garden asparagus), 1169 nucleotides. RefSeq names its product BAHD acyltransferase DCR-like. Lineage: Eukaryota; Viridiplantae; Streptophyta; Magnoliopsida; Asparagales; Asparagaceae. The annotation marks the transcript as partial. The record is from RefSeq and is a predicted model, not a curated record. The transcript has a single exon.